Carya illinoinensis is the source of this 2080-nucleotide messenger RNA. RefSeq lists its product as uncharacterized. Gene Ontology annotation, cellular component: plasma membrane. NCBI's taxonomy places the organism in Eukaryota, Viridiplantae, Streptophyta, Magnoliopsida, Fagales, Juglandaceae. The coding region runs from base 556 to 1968 and encodes 470 amino acids. The transcript has 9 exons. The record is from RefSeq and is a predicted model, not a curated record.
GUCCAAAUUGAAAGGUAAAGUUUUUCUAGUCUCGACUCUCGCUUUAUCCAGCGGCUGCUGUAAAAAACGCAACUUCCCCCACUACCUACCGCCUUCAGAUUGCAACGACACAGAAAAAGAAAGAGAAGUGAGUGAGUGAGAGAGAUAGAGAGCGACCGAGAGAGUGGGAGACAGUUCCACCAAGGCUGUCUUGAGUGAGAGCCAGCUCUGAGUUUUGGGGUUUCCCAAUAUUUCCCAACUUGCACUUGACACAAUCCGAUCGACAUUGCGCAAAAAUGUGUGCCUUCUCCGAUUCUUGAUCCCAAACCUUAAAAACCUUCUAUUUUAGCCCCGCGCUUCUUUAUGGCUCCGAAAUCUUCAGGGUGAAUGUAAUAUGUGAACCGCACAUGCAUUGGUCAGCUUCUUCUUUUUCCGUGCUCUUUGCGUUAUGUUUUCCGAACACGACCAUUUAAGCCAUGUGUUGCAGGAUUUGUCUGAGCUAUCUCUGGCACCAGCUGAUUGCUGACUCAGGGUUUUUGUCAUAAAUAUCCAUGAUAGCAAAGGGCUAGUGGAACCAUGAACUUUUUCCAGACUGUUGGUCAUCUUAAGGGUUCUUUGUGCAAUCAGUUAUUAUUAUUCAUCAUUUGGUUAUACAGUUUUCAAGAAUUAGUGGCCUUGCAGAUGCUGCUUGCACCUACUCAUACUUCUUCCAUGUCAGAGCUAGCUAAUCCCCCUACUACUGGACUGUUUGAUCCCAUAGCAAUAUCUCCCGCUGUCAUACCCCACUACCCAAAUCCCAGUGAACCUUUGCCACCUAUGUACCCAACCUUUCCUACCAGAUACGAGCCAGUUCUAUCAGGAAAAUGUCCUGUAAAUUUCACUCUUAUAUCCAGUCUCAUGGAAAAAACAGCAUCUGAUUGUUCUCAACCAUUGGCGGCACUUGUAGGAAAUGUAAUAUGUUGUCCACAGUUUACUAGUUUACUCCACAUCUUCCGGGGCUUCUAUAGUAUCAACUCUGAUAAGUUGGUUUUGCAAGAUGCUGUUGCUAAUAGUUGUUUUACAGACAUCCUUAAUAUCUUAGCUAGUAGAGGGGCAAAUAGUACGUUACCUACCCUUUGCUCUGUUAAAUCAUCGAGUCUUACGGGAGGGUCAUGUCCAGUGAAGGAUCUUUUUUCCUUUGAGAAAACAGUGAACACAAGCAAACUACUGGAGGCCUGCGGCACUAUAGAUCCUCUUAAAGAAUGUUGUAGACCCGUUUGCCAACCUGCAAUUAUGGAUGCUGCUCUUCAGAUAUCAGGAAGGCAAUUGACACUCAAUGAGAAUAAGAAUAUAGUGGGCGAGCCUUAUCCAAUUGAUUCUCUUAAUGAUUGCAAAGGAGUGGUUUAUUCCUAUCUUUCAAGGAAACUUCCGUCAGAUGCUGCAAAUACUGUGUUUCGAAUAUUAUCUGCCUGCAAAGUCAACAAAGUGUGUCCUUUAAGUUUUAAGGAGCCUUCCGAGGUUAUUGUAGCAUGUCGUAAUGUAGCUGCUCCCAGUCCUUCCUGCUGUAGCUCAUUAAAUACUUACAUUGCUGGAGUACAAAAGCAAAUGUUAAUAACAAAUAGACAAGCCAUAAUCUGUGCAACAGUGUUUGGAGCCAUGUUACGGAAAGGUGGGAUUAUGGAAAAUAUUUAUGAGCUUUGUGAUGUUGACUUGAAAGAUUUUAGUAUCCAAGUAUAUGGACAACAAGGGUGUCUACUUCGGAGCUUGCCUGCAGAUGUCAUAUUUGACAAUGCAACAGGCAUCAGCUUUACAUGUGACUUGAGUGAUAACAUUGCUGCCCCAUGGCCUUCGUCAUCCUCAAUUUCAUCCGUGUCUCUUUGUGCACCUGAGAUGUCAUUGCAUACACUACCAACAUCAGAGACUUUAAAAAAUUCUGGUUGUGGUGGUGGUGAGUUAGAACUGCUGGUACCCAUUUUUUCAUUGUUUAUUUUCAGUACAUUGUUGUACUGAAGGAGAUUUUGCUUGGGUUGAGCUGGCUUGAGGUUGAAAAUUGGUUGUGGAUUUUUGCGUGUAUAUUUUGAAUAGCCUCCAUGUAUAGCAGCCUUUCUUUGUUUUCUCCGCU